UAUCCAGGUCUCUAAUUUCUAUAUAUAUAUGGAGUGAGUACCUGCUGUACUACAUCGGAUAGCAAACAGGCAUAUGCAUCUCGAUGAGUCAGUUAUAACCCCUCAUCACACCACGAGGCACUAGAAGAGAUAAAUAACCUGGAAGAAGCACACAUACCGUAAGAAAAAUCAGAACAAGUAUUCAACAAAAUGUCCGUCCAGUCUGUCUCCAUCUCAUCCUCUCACACAUUCAGCAAACCACCCGUCAGCGCCAUCACGCUGGUCACCAACCGCGGCGUCCAGGGCGACUGCCACUUCGGUGAGACGGUCCAGCACCAGUCCAGACUGCACAUCAAACCGGCGCCGACGAAUCUGCGCCAGGUGCAUCUCAUCCCCAUCGAGACGCUGGAGAAGAUCGACCAGGCGGCGGGGAAGGUGGUCGCGGGCUCGUUGGGCGAGAACAUCACCACGCGGGGCCUCGAUCUCGUUCACUUGAGUCGCGGCACGGAGCUGCACUUCAAAACUACCACGAGCAAUCAAGUAGCCGCCGUCGUCGUGCUCACCGGGCUGCGGAACCCGUGUCCGCAGAUCGACAAGUUCCAGACCGGGCUGAAGGAACGGUUCGUCGUGCGCGACGCCCAGCGCAACAUCAUCGGCAGGCUGGCCGGUGUCAUGGGUGUCGUCAAGCAGGGUGGGAUCGUCACGCCGGGCAUGAAGAUUGUGGUUGUCAAGCCGGCUGUCGAGGAGAAGCUUGAGGUUGUCUGAAGUUUUCUUUUUUCUUCAAGAAAAAAAAAAAAAAAAAAAAAAA
Messenger RNA from Penicilliopsis zonata CBS 506.65, 787 nucleotides. RefSeq lists its product as hypothetical. The transcript has a single exon. The record is from RefSeq and is a predicted model, not a curated record. NCBI's taxonomy places the organism in Eukaryota, Fungi, Ascomycota, Eurotiomycetes, Eurotiales, Aspergillaceae. The coding region runs from base 190 to 744 and encodes 184 amino acids. Gene Ontology annotation, molecular function: pyridoxal phosphate binding; molybdenum ion binding; catalytic activity.